This is a messenger RNA of Oreochromis niloticus (Nile tilapia), 1634 nucleotides long. RefSeq lists its product as uncharacterized. Lineage: Eukaryota; Metazoa; Chordata; Actinopteri; Cichliformes; Cichlidae. The transcript has 8 exons. The coding region runs from base 85 to 1596 and encodes 503 amino acids. The record is from RefSeq and is a predicted model, not a curated record.
AGAGGGAGCGCUUCCUGGUGGCUGAAUCCCUCAACAAAUAUACUCAAAUGCUUUUAUUGAUGGAUAUUCCUGUUCAUGUGAAUCAUGCCUCGUAAAAAGGAACUCUCAGAAGAUUUACGAGCCAAAAUUGUUGAUCUGCACAAAACUGGAAAAGGGUAUAAAAUAAUAGCACGCACUUUGGGUAUUCAUCUCUCCACAGUUAGGGAGAUUGUGCAUAAAUGGAGACGAUUCAAUACUGUGGCUACUCUGCCGAGAAGUGGACGCCCUACAAAGACGUCUGCAAAGACAAAGAUCAUCAACGAGGCUGGUCAUGGCUCUACUGAGCCAAAAGGUAACAGAAGAGGAGAUUCAAACCAUAAAAAGGCUCAGCAUGGGUCUGUUGGGCCAACAGAUGAUAGAACAGAUUCAGACCAUCAAACGGCCAGUCAUGUGUCUGCUGGGCCUACAGAUGACAGAAGAGGAGAUUCAGAGCAUGUAAUGCAUAUUGCGAGAGAUAACACAGUCUACAAUGACGGGGACACAGAUUCUUACUCAUCUGAUUCUGACGAAGAUGAAGAUCCUACGGCCAGUCAUCUGUCAGCUGGGAAAGCAGAAACCAAAAAGCACCAAGGACCAACGAGCUGUGCUUCAUCUGAUGAUGAAACUACAGAAGAAGAUCCAACAGAGCAGUUUUUCUGUGGCGAGAAGAAGAUAUAUGCUGGUUCCUCAGUCACAAUGGGAGCCCUCCUCCUGCUCCUCCUGGCGUUCAUUGUGAAGCACGGCUUGUCAAAAGCAGCAACCAGAGAUCUCCUGCACCUCCUAAACUUGGUGGUACCCGGAUGUGUUCCAAAGUCGCUUCGCUUUUUAAAAAAACAUUCGACUGAUUACAAUAGAAAGACAGAGAUUCACUUUUAUUGCCCCAGGUGUACAAACUACCUUGGUGUGGAUCCCGGUAAUGAGUGUAGCGUGUGCCAGCAGAGCUUGAACAGAAAAUAUCUGAUCUUGAAGGCUUACUACUUCCUUGUAAUGCCGCUAGAAAUUCAGCUAAGAAACCUCCUUGCACGCGUCCACUCCAAGCUUGGGAAGCAUUUCACGAGGGAUGAUUCCUUUUCUGAUGUCCACACUGGAAAUGAAUACAAGAGUGAAAGACAAGAUGGCAGUAUUACACUCACCUUCAACUGCGAUGGCUCGCCCGUCUUCAGCUCCUCAAAAUACUCCAUCUGGCCCAUCCUGUGUACCAUCAAUGACCUACCGUACGUGGAACGGUGCAAAAACGUUCUGUUGCACACUUUAUGGUUUGGCAAAGGAAAACCACAAGUUCAGAGUUUUUUGACUCCGUUCAUUAAUGAGCUUCAGAAACUGUCUACUGCAGGGUUCUGUUGGAGAGAUGAGAGCGGCUCGGAGCAUCACACCACGGUAACAGUUAAAAUAUGCACAUGUGAUGCGAUAGCAAGAGCAAUGGUGCAGAACUUUGAGCCGUUUAACAAAGAAUUUGGUUGUGGUUUUUGCUACCACAAAGGUGAGAUGGUUAUAAAGGGCAGGGCUUUUACCAGAGUUUACCCGAUACAGAUGGACGGCUGUGAUCUGAGACUGAAACAGUGCAACUUGCUGAGUUAGUGAUGGGAAAUAGUUAUGACCAGAGUCAAAUGGGGGUU